Molecule: messenger RNA, 1365 nt
Organism: Durotheca rogersii
Lineage: Eukaryota; Fungi; Ascomycota; Sordariomycetes; Xylariales; Xylariaceae
Product: PCI domain-containing protein
Exons: 6
Coding region: 1-1365 (454 amino acids)
Biological process (GO): poly(A)+ mRNA export from nucleus; post-transcriptional tethering of RNA polymerase II gene DNA at nuclear periphery; transcription elongation by RNA polymerase II
Cellular component (GO): transcription export complex 2
Molecular function (GO): RNA binding; double-stranded DNA binding
Source: RefSeq, a predicted model, not a curated record
AUGGAUUAUCUCAUACAGGACUUCAGGGCAGCCUACGCCGAGUUGAGGGGGGACCGACUUGCCGAAACCCUCCGCCCAGAUGUUCAAGCCUACCCCUCGAAGCUAUUGUCCGUCUGGGGCCGCGGAAAUUACCGAGAUGUCAAAGGUGACCUCUCUUUCCUGUUCUACAACAACCUCCCUCGCUCGGGUCUCAGCAUCUCGAGAGAUGAGGCGGCUGGGUGGAUCGAGGUCUACCUAGCUUAUUGGAAAGCCUUGGGCCUGAUUCUCGCCGCCGAGGGAAUCCGCGAUAACGAUCAGUCGUCGUGGGAGAAAGUGUAUGAAGCGUGGAAGGACCUGACACUGCAAAUCAUCCGCGGAUACACAAAUCACGAUUUUGAGAACUGGACCAUCCCUUGCCUGUACAUUGCGGGCAAGUAUCUCAGACAAUUCGCCAUACGAGCCGAUGAGGAAAGGAAAAAUAGCAACGAAUACAGCGACGCAGCUGUUAUGCAAGACGAUUUCGACCCCGAGUCCGAGGAGCACAAGCUGUUGGAGGAUUGUGCGAGACACCUCAACAGAAUCUUCCAGACGUGCCUCAAUGACCGAGCACCCCUCGAGGAAUCUCGAAAGUGGGGCAUCUACUAUGCUAUCAACCUCCUCUUUAAGACCUAUUUCAAGCUGAAUUCGGCCUCGCUGUCCAAGAACGUCCUAAUGGCGAUCUCGGCCGGCCGGGGCGAUAUGCCGACACUUGACAAAUUCCCAAAGUCCCAACAGGUCACUUUCAAGUACUACGAAGGUGUCCUAUCGUUUCUCGAAGAGAAUUACGUAGAGGCGGAGAAACACCUGACCAUGGCCUGGCACAUGUGCCACAAAGACGCGAAGCGAAACCUCGAGUUAAUCUUGACCUACCUCGUGCCGUGUCACCUCCUGACGACGCAUACGCUGCCCAGCCCUCAGCUGCUGGAACCAUUCCCGCGGCUGCAGCGACUCUUCUUACCGCUAGCGACAGCGAUCAAGAAGGCAGACCUCCGCGCUUUCGACAUCGCGCUGCGUGACGGCGAAGACGAGUUCAUAAGACGACGAAUCUACCUUACGCUAGAGCGGGGGCGCGACAUCGCGCUGAGGAACCUGCUGCGCAGGGUAUUCAUAGCCGGCGGCUUCGAGGAGGCCAAAGACGGCGCGCAACCGGUUCGGCGCACGAGGGUUCCGGUAGCCGAAUUCACGGCCGCGGUCAAGAUCAGCGGCGGGGAGGACAUCGACUCCGACGAGGUAGAGUGUCUCAUGGCCAACAUGAUCUACAAGAAUUUGAUGAAGGGAUAUAUCGCUCACGAGCGCGGCUUCGUCGUAUUAAGCAAGAACGGGGCGUUCCCCGGAACCGGCGUCUGA